This is a messenger RNA of Xenopus laevis (African clawed frog), 2365 nucleotides long. It is a transcript of the gene fev.L, whose product is annotated as protein FEV. The transcript is spliced from 4 exons. The record is from RefSeq and is a predicted model, not a curated record. NCBI's taxonomy places the organism in Eukaryota, Metazoa, Chordata, Amphibia, Anura, Pipidae. Bases 1 to 720 code for a protein of 239 amino acids.
AUGUCAAGCAGCUCUGGCAACCUCUCCCCUUGUGCAAACACGUUCCUUUACACACUGCAACCCGGAUCUGCCACCACCCGUUUCCACUCUGGGCACCUGCACUCACAAGAUCCAGUGGGAGAAAGUUUCUUAAAGGAGCCCCGAUCCCAGAGUUGGAGACCCUUCUCUUCUGGAGUCCAAAAAGGAAGCGGGCAAAUCCAGCUGUGGCAAUUUCUUCUGGAGCUUCUAUCAGACCACGCCAAUGCUAACUGCAUUGCCUGGGAGGGAACCAAUGGUGAGUUCAAGCUGACAGAUCCAGAUGAGGUGGCCAGGCGCUGGGGAGAACGCAAAAGCAAACCCAACAUGAACUACGACAAGCUGAGCCGAGCACUGCGCUACUAUUAUGACAAGAACAUCAUGGCCAAGGUGCAUGGCAAGAGAUAUGCCUACAAGUUUGACUUUCACGGCUUAGCCCAAGUAUGCCAGUCUGCACCAACCACUGAGCAGGGUCUCUACAAGUUCCAGGGGAACCUACCCCACCUGCCAUUCAGCGGUCUUUCUAAGCUCAACCUCAUGACCUCUGGGGUUACCCCUGCUGGCUUUUCCUAUUGGCCGGGCACACCCUCUGCUUUGUACCCAAGUCAUGGUCUGCAGACCACACCAGGAGGGUUCAGCUCAGUGUCUGCCCCACAUCUCAGCUCCAUUAAUAACAUGGGCAACAUGAAUGCCCACUACCACUAACUCCUUGUCCAUUACUUUCCACCUGUAUGUGCGGCUGUUCAGAAUCAAGGAAAAUAUUCUCAUUAAUGUGACAGAACAGUCCGAGCUCAAGAGAUGUUGCUAAAAUAGGAGGCACAGGGACAGAGAAGGAACUAAAAGGUGCAACAGUCAAAGGGGACCUGUAAUCAGCCACAAAGGGACCGUUUAUUGUGUAUUGACAUUGGGUAGAAAUGUUCCAGCAGGACAACCUAAUACCUGGAUCCAAUUCCAAUCCAAUGUCCUGACUCUACUAUAUAUGUUCAAUUUAUGUUUUGCCCAAAGCAUAAGGUUACUCAAGCCAUCACUCAUUAUCAAUGCCAGUCUAUUAAGACCUUUUUUUUAAAAAAGGCCCCGCCCACAUACCCAUCAUUCUCUUUCUAUGUGUCAUAUGUUAUAAAUGUUAUAAAUGUGUCAUAACUAACAAAAUUGUUACGAUAUCAACUAAUUUCAAAUGGGUAACCAGCAAAUUCUACCUGCUGAUGUUGUUUGCAUUGCCCUCAUAGUCAGUUGAUUACUGCAAGGCAAGUCCACAUGGGCUUAAUCAUUGCCAUUACAAUGAAGGUGAAUCCCAUCUUAAUCAAGUAUUUACCCAAGUACCAGGGAUGCACAGAAUCCAGGAUUCAGUUCAGGAUUCGGCCACGAUUUGGCCUUUCGUUACACAAGCAAGGAAGUCAAAAACUGUUUAACCACUUGCUUCUUGUGCAGUUCUAUUUCCUCCCUAUUAACCCAAAUUUACAUAUGCUAAUUAGGGUUCCGAUUUAGUUCAGGAUUCAGACGAAUCUUUCACAAAGAAUUUGGCAGAAUCCUAAAAUAGUUGAUUUGGUGCUUCUGGGCUGCUCUCUUCACCAAUGUCAGGCAGAAGGCUUGGUACAGACUGUAUUGAGUGAUCAGGAUAUCAUUGCAUUUAUCUUAAUGGUCUGAGGACAAUAUUCUAGAGCUCUGUCUAGUGGCCAAAUGUAUAAUAAGUAGAUAUUAAAGGACAAAGCAAGCCCAAUGAACUUUUAGCAGUGCUCUGUAUUCCCGUCAAACCGGAACCAUUGUCAUGCAGUACUAUCACAUUUAAAUAAAAAAGGCUGACUUGUUUCUGCUCAAUCUCCCAUAAAGUCUGAGAGCAAGACCAAAACCAAUAUUCUGUGCAGUGUGUCUCCCAGAGAUGUGGACUUUGCACAGAACUGGUCACGUAGCAGAGUAGAUGACUUGAGAUGGCCAAAGAUUUUCAUACUGCAUGCUUGUGUUCAUGGGGGGCCCCCAUAGAAAUAACUUGUACAGGGCUCCAAUGUUUACUAUGGUGGCCCUGACCAAGCCAAAACCUCCUGCUUGACCAGAGAACAGCUAACAACUCUACAAAAGGGAUCCUCAUGAGGUUAAUGUAGAUGGGUAAUGGUGUCCUACCAGGUGGACUUAUAAUUUAAACAAACAUCAGUCAUGUUAAUAUAGCCAUUUAUCAUGGUAUCACAAUUAAAUCAAACUAACAGAUGAUACAAUAUUGAGUGUUGCAUUUUUUUACCUUGAUAACAUGCUUGCUGUUCAAUGCAAUAGAAAAACAACAGAGCAUCCAUGUUGUUUGCUCAUCUGAGGUUGCAUUUUAUUAGGGAUGCACCGAAUCCACUAUUUUGGAUUCGGCCGA